Molecule: messenger RNA, 1389 nt
Organism: Ustilaginoidea virens
Lineage: Eukaryota; Fungi; Ascomycota; Sordariomycetes; Hypocreales; Clavicipitaceae
Exons: 4
Coding region: 1-1389 (462 amino acids)
Biological process (GO): proteasome-mediated ubiquitin-dependent protein catabolic process
Cellular component (GO): proteasome regulatory particle, base subcomplex
Molecular function (GO): proteasome-activating activity; ATP binding; ATP hydrolysis activity
Source: RefSeq, a predicted model, not a curated record
AUGUCUACUCUUGAGGAGCUUGACGACCUUGACCGCAGAGACAACGAUGACGACAAAAAGCGAGGGACUGACUCUAAUGAUGAUAAGCGCAAACAAAUUGAUGGAGACGAAGAAAUGAAGGAUAAAGACGAUGGGGCUAGUGACGAUAUCCUAGAUGAGGAAAUUCUUGGCCUCAGCACCCAAGAUAUCCUCACUCGCAGACGACUGUUAGAAAACGAUUCCCGGAUCAUGAAGAGCGAACUCUCAAGGCUAUCGCAUGAAAAGGCAGCAAUGGGGGAGAAAAUCAAAGAUAACAUGGACAAAAUAGCAAACAACAGGCAGCUCCCAUAUCUAGUGGGUAAUGUGGUAGAACUGCUAGACCUCGACCCUACCGCUGAAUCGUCUGAAGAGGGAGCGAACAUUGACCUUGAUGCGACUCGGGUGGGGAAAUCUGCUGUGAUAAAGACUUCAACUCGUCAAACCAUCUUCUUACCUCUGAUCGGGUUGGUGGACUCCGACAAGCUUAAACCUGGCGAUCUUAUAGGUGUUAACAAAGAUUCCUAUCUAAUUUUGGACUCCUUGCCAGCCGAAUACGACAGUAGGGUCAAGGCUAUGGAGGUGGAUGAAAAGCCCACAGAGCAAUAUACAGAUGUAGGCGGACUCGACAAGCAGAUCGAAGAGUUGGUCGAAGCAAUAGUCUGGCCAAUGAAGGAAGCGGAUAGGUUCAAGAAAAUAGGCAUUAAGGCCCCUAAAGGAGCCCUCAUGUAUGGACCUCCAGGCACCGGAAAAACACUGCUUGCCAGAGCUUGUGCGGCACAGACCGACGCAACUUUCUUGAAGUUAGCUGGACCUCAACUUGUCCAGAUGUUUAUCGGAGAUGGAGCUAAACUAGUCCGAGAUUGCUUUGCCUUGGCAAAAGAGAAGGCACCAGCAAUCAUAUUCAUCGAUGAGCUGGAUGCUGUUGGUACAAAACGAUUCGACAGCGAGAAGAGCGGUGACCGCGAGGUGCAGAGAACCAUGUUAGAACUUCUCAACCAAUUAGAUGGCUUCGCUUCAGACGAUCGCAUCAAGGUCCUGGCCGCAACAAAUCGCGUCGAUGUCCUUGAUCCAGCUUUACUUCGAUCCGGCCGUCUUGACCGGAAAAUCGAAUUUCCGUUACCCAACGAAGAAGCUCGAGCCCAGAUUCUCAAAAUCCACUCUCGCAAGAUGAAGGUAGACCCAGGCGUCAACUGGGGAGAGCUAGCAAGGAGUACCGAUGAAUUCGGCGGAGCCAUGUUGAAGGCUGUCUGCGUCGAAGCUGGUAUGAUUGCCUUGCGCUCAGGCAAGAACAAAAUUGGCCAUGAGCAUUAUGUUGAUGCCAUAGCCGAGGUACAAGCCAAGAAGAAGGAUACUGUCAACUUCUACGCUUAG